Molecule: messenger RNA, 420 nt
Organism: Phytophthora infestans T30-4
Lineage: Eukaryota; Oomycota; Peronosporomycetes; Peronosporales; Peronosporaceae
Product: secreted RxLR effector peptide protein, putative
Exons: 1
Coding region: 1-420 (139 amino acids)
Source: RefSeq, a predicted model, not a curated record
AUGCGCUCAUCCUUCCUCAUUCUGGCCAUCGCGGUGAAUUUCCUGGCUGCCAGUGAUGCGUCGUCGAUGACCACAGACUCCAGCUACGUCACCGAAGCUGGUUCGUCUACCAGCCGGAGUCAACGCCAGCUGAGAGCUCACCACUUGGCCGUUGAAAACAGCGGAGAUGAGGAAAGAAGUCUGAGCAAGAAAACAAUGAUGGACAUGAUGACGAACUUAACCACCAAGGAGAAGCUUGCCAGUGAUCUGCGUAUUGCAGAUAAGAUCGACGAUUUUACCAGACACAACAAGCCAGGCAUGAAUGAGUUCAUGCGUACCCCCGAGUACGUCAAGUACAUUGGAUACGUCAACUUCUUGAAUGAUAUGGCGAAGAAGAAAGAGUACGCACAAACCGUCCGGCGGAUCAAAAACCAGAGCUAG